This is a messenger RNA of Metarhizium brunneum ARSEF 3297, 1986 nucleotides long. RefSeq lists its product as uncharacterized. The record is from RefSeq and is a predicted model, not a curated record. Lineage: Eukaryota; Fungi; Ascomycota; Sordariomycetes; Hypocreales; Clavicipitaceae.
AUGGAGUCCCCUUUUCCAGAACCGAGCACUCCAGCAUCGUCGGCACUGAAGCCUCCCCGCAGCGAAAUGCAUCCCAGCAAAUAUCAUUUCAGCACUGGCGAUCCCUCAUCUGCUCUCAGGCUGGGCUUCUCGGACAUCCCUAAGGAAGCACCUACCCCCGGCUGCCAGGAUAGAACCCCAAGCAAAGUCAACCGCGUCCCGUCCUCGAGUUUUACUUUCAGAGUUGCUCGCGAACCUGCAGAUACUGAAUUGAGCGGUGAGGCUCAGCGUAUGCUGAAAGAGAUACGUAACCAGGCCGCCAAGAUCAAAGCCGAACUCGUUGCGCAGAGGGAGGCAGAAGGCGGUGUGAAUAUCGGUGAUAGACCCUUUGCCAAGCCAAAGGGCAAGGUCGGGCGAUACAGUGCUGCUCAUAUGGCCGAGUUCAAGAAAAUGGAUUCAAUUGAAGGCCACGCCUCUGCAUGGAGAGCUCAAGAAGGACGUUUUACGCCUGUCAAGGCAUUGAAACGGACCCCUUCCAAGGCAAACCUAGAUGGUACGCCAACCUCACAGAAGAGUGUUUGUAUCCAGAGAUCUCCUGCCAAGACAGUCACUGAUGAGACAUCGAAUUCACGACCUAAGCCCAACCUUAAGCGCAAGUCGUCUGCCGCCAACCUGGACAGCGACAACCAUGCAGCUUCAAAGAGGCACAAUGAGAGUGCAAAUCCAGGAAAGUGCUCUAUUACUGCUCCAGAGAAUAGGACGCCUACUGCAAAGAGAGUCAAGCAACGCCGGGAGGACGACGCUGCUAUUGCUCGGCCGGGGCAUGUCGAGUUUUCGCCAGCAAAGCCCACUUCCAUCUUUUCUCGACUUGCCACUCCCAGGAAGGCCGCUGCGGCUCCAUCGCCAAUCAGUGCAAAAAUCGCGACGAAGCCGGCAACCUCUUCAGUUCAGUCACCAUUAAAGUCAAGUCUUCACAGCGUAUCCAUGUCUGUUUCAGGGGACAACUUGAACCCUCCUGUAUCCAAGGCUUCGGAACUGAAGCGUCGCAUUAUUAGCCCACGAAGCUUCAGCAAGGUGAAAUCCAUUCUUCGAGGAAGUAAGAAUGACUCGGAGGAGGGUGUGAGUGCUAUACCUCACCCUCAAAUUUCGCGGACCCCAGCUCCUCCAAGAGUGAACAAGGAGCUUCCCCCCGUCCCGCUCACUACGCCCCGUCGCAAACUGACGAAGAGGGUUACCUUUACUCCUGAAGUUGUAUCUGCUGUGAAUGUACAGAACUCUCCCUCGCCACAAAGACGUGGCAACUUCAAACCCCGGCCUGCCCUGAAAAGCAUCGAAACGCACUAUCCAGCUCUCGACGCAGUUUUGACAGAGUCAACUCCUAGCAGCUCUCUGUAUCCCGACCUCUCGCCUCUCAAGCAUCUCAUGGGCUCUCAGUCGCAACGAGUCGUUUCCGAAUCUCCCUCAAUGGCAGGCACCUUUACAUUCCGAAGUGACCGCACUAUCAAGUUUGGUGAUGCCCCAUCGACAGGUUUCGGUGCCUCUCCUGGCCAAUCUAGUGUUCGGCACGUUAGCGGCCCAGUAGUUUCGAGCAACAUGCCCGGCAGCUUCCCUACGCCGCCUUCUCCUAAUUCUCACCCUAAUAAGGAAAAUAAGGCACCGUCUCUCACCAAACUGCUACCUGGAACGGCGCAUGGAAUGCAGAAUAAGAAACGCCAUCGAGCUACAGCAGAUGAAGAUGACUUCGAGACUGAACCAGCAGCCAAGAAGCGAAAGAAUGAAAACGUGCCAGAAGGGCAAGCUCUCUUGGCACCUAGACUUGCUAAAGUUGGCUCCGCAAGUGCUACCAAAAAUAAUCGAUUCACUCGAACACCUGUCAAAGCCGGAAGCAGUCGUAUUUCCGGAAAAACUCCUGUUCGCACUUCUGUGGUGGCUAGUCCAAAGAAAAAGGUGACUGGUCUCAGUAUGAGUCGCCUCAAUAUGCUAGCGCAGCCAAAGAAUCGUGCUUAG